AUGUCUCCCAUAGAUGAUCACUAUCCACAAUCCUGCGCAUUUUGCGCGAUAAGCAAAACAUAUGCGCCAGACUCAUCAUCACCAGUCCCAAGCGCCCCUAAUCCCGAAUUCCUCGACCCACAAUGCCAUCUAAUACUCUCCACCAAACUGGUGCUCGCAUUCCUCGACAUAAUGCCCAUAGCACCCGGCCACAUACUCCUCACAACGCGUAAACAUUAUCAGAAGCUCUCCGACAUACCCAAUACAAGUGGCAGCUCCCAAGACUGGGUCCGACGGCGAGAAGCCGCCGAAGCUCGCGAAGCAGCGCGAGAAUUAGGAGAGUGGUUGCCCGUCAUAUCGCGGGCGCUAUGUAAAGUCACGGGGAUAGAGGAUUGGAAUAUCGUGCAGAAUAAUGGGGAGAGAGCGGCGCAGGUGGUGCCACAUGUGCAUUUUCAUCUGAUUCCGAGAUAUCAGGAGCGGAAUGGGAGUAUUAACCAUGGGAUGUUGAAGAGUUGGACGAUGUUUGGGAGGGGUUCGAGGGAGGAUCUGGAUGAUGAUGAGGCGGCGCUGCUGGCGGGAUUGUUGAGGGAGGCUAUAAAGAAGGAGAUUGAGGGCUGGCAUGGGCAGUCGAAGUUGUGA
Ramularia collo-cygni is the source of this 618-nucleotide messenger RNA. RefSeq names its product related to histidine triad protein. Lineage: Eukaryota; Fungi; Ascomycota; Dothideomycetes; Mycosphaerellales; Mycosphaerellaceae. The transcript has 2 exons. Gene Ontology annotation, biological process: nucleotide metabolic process. Gene Ontology annotation, molecular function: catalytic activity. The coding region runs from base 1 to 618 and encodes 205 amino acids. The record is from RefSeq and is a predicted model, not a curated record.